Messenger RNA from Durusdinium trenchii, 1020 nucleotides. The record is from the annotation of a GenBank genome assembly. NCBI's taxonomy places the organism in Eukaryota, Dinophyceae, Suessiales, Symbiodiniaceae.
AUGCUGGGAGCUUCGAGGCGUCAGGCGCAGGCGCGGCGCCGCGGCUCAGCGCUGAGCCUGGGCGUGGCGCUUCGCGGCCACGGAAGAGGGCGAAUCGUGUUGAUCCUUGCGACGACAAUGACCUUCGCCACGACGUCGUGGAGCUUCACACCACGACCGACCGGCGGUGUCGGACUUCAGGCGGUUCGCCGUCCAGUUCGGAUGGGCCACGCGAGAGCCGGGCGGAGAUGGGCCCGAGAGGAGUCGAGGAUUGCAAGGCCUGGCCUGGGCGAGUUGCUUCCACUCUGUGUGGCUGUGGCACCAGCACUGGCAUAUCAGCUGGUAGGACCCGAAGAUGGACGGAGAGCUCGUGUUGCUCCACCUGCAGCGACCGAGUCUCAUGACAUCCUGGACAGUAUCAUCCGAGUUGGACUGCAGCCAGAUCUUCUCUUGAGGCUGCGGAAGCCCUUGACCUUUCUCAACUUCAUCUCGGCGGCAGUCUUCAUCUUCCAUUUCUACUUCCUUCCAGGCGGCAGCUUGGUGCUUCCCAUCGAACCCUUCGUGGCCUGUACCUUCUUCCUUGGCAUUUUGCUAGCGCAUCGCGUCACGAGGGCGACGGAGCGCUUUCAACGAGGGCAGCAAGCAUGGAGUGACCUCGUGAACGUCACGAGGAACCUCAAUCGGCAAAGCCAUGUGUGGGCAGAUCGUGAGAGCUUCAUGGUCUUCUCACAUUGGCUUCCAGCGUUCCCAGCGGCAUUGCUUUGGGACCUACGAAAGCUGGAAGAGGAGGAGUUGGAGCUGGUCCUGCAGCGCUCGAAGGGUCCAGGGUCUUUCGAGGCCUUUGAUGGAGGCAUCACCGAGCGCGAGAUCGCCCAGGUUGGCCCGAGAUGGGCGGGAAGAGGACGCAGAGGACACGCCGACCCUUUGAAUGAUGGAGCGUCAGCCAGUUUGUGGGGGUAUCUCUGGAGGGUUGACCCUCUGGUCUUCCGACUCCCAUCACUCGGAGAUUGGUGGGGUGAGACGCCGUGGGUCUCAGGCUGA